Messenger RNA from Nannospalax galili (Upper Galilee mountains blind mole rat), 1438 nucleotides. It is a transcript of the gene Akr1a1, whose product is annotated as aldo-keto reductase family 1 member A1. Lineage: Eukaryota; Metazoa; Chordata; Mammalia; Rodentia; Spalacidae. Gene Ontology annotation, biological process: aldehyde catabolic process. The transcript is spliced from 9 exons. The record is from RefSeq and is a predicted model, not a curated record. Gene Ontology annotation, cellular component: cytosol. Bases 352 to 1329 code for a protein of 325 amino acids. Gene Ontology annotation, molecular function: aldose reductase (NADPH) activity.
CGGUGGGAGGUGCGUCCAGCUCCCAGGACUAGCCACGUAGUGGGCGCGCUUGUACAGUUUGGGCGCCCGGGUCCCUCCAAACGCUCGCACUGGAAAGAGGGGAAGAGUUGCCAGGUACCCGGAGAAGGGACGUGCAGUCGCUGCCCUUCUUCCACCUGCUCCUGGACUCAGCGGGAAGUGGAGGGAGCGUCCAUCCCGCCUGUGAUUCUGGACCCGGCCCCUGCCCCUCCCUGGGGUGGUGCUUCCUCUUCACCUCCGGACUUAAGCUGAGGCUCAUUGCCUCCCUCCCGGGUGCAGAACCGAAUCCCGCCGCGUUAUCUUCUCUGCAGUCUGUGCUCACGCCAGGACACGAUGACAGCUUCCUGUGUCCUCCUGCACACUGGGCAGAAGAUGCCUCUGAUUGGUCUGGGCACCUGGAAGAGUGAGCCUGGCCAGGUGAAAGCAGCUAUUAAAUAUGCCCUUAGUGUAGGCUACCGCCACAUUGACUGUGCUGCUGUAUAUGGCAAUGAACCUGAGAUUGGGGAGGCCCUGAAGGAGAAUGUGGGACCAGGCAAGUUGGUGCCUCGGGAGGAGCUGUUUGUAACAUCCAAGCUGUGGAACACAAAGCACCACCCUGAGGAUGUAGAAGCUGCUCUCCGGAAGACACUGGCUGACCUCCAGCUGGAGUAUCUGGACCUGUACUUGAUGCACUGGCCUUGUGCCUUUGAGCGGGGAGACAAUCCCUUCCCCAAGAAUGCUGAUGGAACUAUUAGAUAUGACUCUAUCCACUAUAAGGAGACCUGGAAGGCUCUGGAGGCACUUGUGGCCAAGGGGCUGGUACGAGCACUGGGCUUGUCCAACUUCAGCAGUCGGCAGAUUGAUGAUGUUCUCAGUGUGGCCUCCGUGCGCCCAGCUGUCUUGCAGGUGGAAUGCCACCCAUACCUGGCUCAAAGUGAGCUCAUUGCCCACUGCCAAGCACGCGGCUUGGAGGUGACUGCCUAUAGCCCUUUGGGUUCCUCUGAUCGUGCCUGGCGCCAUCCUGAUGAGCCUGUCCUGCUUGAGGAACCAGUGGUCCUGGCACUGGCUGAAAAAUAUGGGCGCUCUCCAGCUCAGAUCCUGCUGAGGUGGCAGGUUCAGAGGAAAGUAAUCACCAUCCCCAAAAGUAUCACUCCUUCUCGUAUCCUUCAGAACAUUCAGGUAUUUGAUUUCAGCUUUAGCCCAGAGGAGAUGAAGCAGCUAGAUGCCUUGAACAAAAAUUGGCGCUACAUUGUGCCCAUGAUUACGGUGGAUGGAAAAAGGGUCCCAAGAGAUACAGGACACCCUCUGUACCCUUUUAAUGACCCAUACUGAGACCAUAGCUUCUCAGAUUCCCUGCAGAGACGUAUUACCUGCACACCCCAGAAAGAGGGGUCAGUAAAGCCAUUGGUACAAUAAAUACCACUGUUUGAUUGUCUGGUCA